GAACACCAGUUCUUACUUGGAGUGGCACACAAUCAGUUCGCAUACAAAAUUCUCCCAAAAAUUUGUAUCAUAUUUUUCAAACCUUUUUUUAAAAUUAGUUGUGAGUUCGGUUUAUAUAAAUAGUAACUUCAGUGGGAUUUAUGGAAUUUUUCUAUAUCAUUUCGAAGGCCUUUUACUAACAGACUUGUAAUACAAUGAGUUCAGACAAAGUAAACGAAAGCCAGAGCAUGUGUAAUGGAUCGUGGGCAAAGAGCGGAUUCUUAAACUACAUGCGCGAGUUCCUUCAGCGAAACGGCGAUAUGGGUUGGAUUGAGUUCGCUGAGCAGGGCGCCAAGUCCUGGAAGAAUAUGAGCGAGGAGGAAAAGAACCACUAUCGCCACAUGCCCGAUGCUCAAAUGGGCGUCAUUUCCAUGAGCAUAGAAGAUGAAAAGCCCAAAGCUCUCAGCGAAAUGUGCAACCAUCCAAUGGGCCGUUCCAUGCGCAAGUCCAUGAAAUCCUGUGCGAAGCCAAAGAAGUCCUGUACCAAACCGCGUCGAAAGGCCGCGUGUGCCAAGCCGCGGGCAGCGUGUGCGAAGCCCAGGCGAUCCGCUUGUCCCACCAAGGAGAAGGACAAGUGUUCCAGGUCGAAGUGCAGCAGGCCGGGUCCAGUCACCAAUAAUGGCUAUUUGAAUUUUGUGCGAGCAUUCCGCAAGAAGCACUGUGACCUCAAGCCCCAAGAAUUGAUCGCGCAGGCCGCUAAAGCCUGGUCCAAGCUACCCGAGGAAAAAAAGGAUCGAUACCGCCGCAUGGCUUGCAAGGUCACCACUAGCGAGCGCCACAAGCGCCGUCGUAUCUGCAACCCCUGCUAAGAUCCUGAAUCGUCAAGAUUCAAA
Messenger RNA from Drosophila yakuba, 872 nucleotides. Its product is annotated as protamine-like protein 99C. Lineage: Eukaryota; Metazoa; Arthropoda; Insecta; Diptera; Drosophilidae. The coding region runs from base 195 to 848 and encodes 217 amino acids. The transcript is spliced from 3 exons. The record is from RefSeq and is a predicted model, not a curated record. Gene Ontology annotation, biological process: spermatogenesis; sperm DNA condensation.